CUGCUAGAACAAAAACAUAAAGAAGCUAAAGAAAAAAAAGAAAUAUUAAAGAAAAGAAAUACAGAAAGAGAUAUUGAAGGCCUUAUAGAGAAGGAAAUAUUAGACAAACAAACUAAAAAAUCAAGACUAAGAAUUCUGGCAUUAACCUUAAUAGAAGAGGAAAACUCCAUCAAAAUACAAAUUAAAAACUUACGAAGAAAAAUACUAAGAUAG
Messenger RNA from Racocetra fulgida, 213 nucleotides. NCBI's taxonomy places the organism in Eukaryota, Fungi, Glomeromycota, Glomeromycetes, Diversisporales, Gigasporaceae. The record is from the annotation of a GenBank genome assembly.